AUGGGGCGUGCAAAACUGAACUUAGAACUAAUCCCAAAAGAGAAAGCGAGAAACUUGACGUUCAAGAAAAGGAAGGAAGGGAUUAUGAAGAAAAUGCGAGAGUUCACUACGCUGUGCGACGUGAAUGCGUGCAUGAUCAUAUACGGGCCCAACAGCCAGUCAUCGGAGCCGGCGAUUUGGCCGAACGAUCGAUCGGAGGUGGAGCGCAUGAUCGAGCUGUACAAGGAGAAGGUUGCGGACAACGCGACGCGGUCCUACGGGAUCUCCAAUUUCUUCAUGGAUCGGAAGAAGAAGUUGGAGGAGGAAGUGAGGAAGCUGAAGCAGAAAAACUUGGAGGCCAAGUAUCCGACCAGUCUGGAGUUCAUGGAUCGUUUGUCCAAGGCGGAAUUGGAGAAUUUUGUUAGGUUUUUGAACGGGAAGCUUGAGGCUUCGGCGUCUAGGUUGGAGAUGAUGAACGAGAUUAGCAAUGAUAUUAAUGGAGAAUUGCAGCAACAAUCUCAAGCGAUGCAGAUCUUCCAAGGCUAUAAUAACAAUCAGGACUACAUUAAUUCCGUGAUUGAUCCAAUGCAGAUGGAUAAUUUGGGGUACGUGAAUCCGCUGCAGCAGCAAGUUGUGUACAAUAGCCCUAAUUUGAUUCUCGAUGAUGAUCAGGAGAAGAAUUACGGGCUAUUGGGCUACGCAAACCCUAAUCCGACCCCGGGGAGGAUGAUUCCGAUGAUGAAGGAAGCAGAAUACAUGCAUUUCGCCGGCGGAGCCUCCUCCUCCAGCAGCGGCGGCGCCGGCGGCUAUAUUAUCUAUAACAACGACACUUUCCAGGCCGGAUUCAGGCAGCAGCAGCAGCAAAUCAAUUUCUACGAACCGGUUGGUGGCGGAAUGAGCAGUAACGUUAUGCAGGCGCAAUACUCCAUGGAUCGCACUACAAUGCAGCUCGCAAUGGCGCCGCCGCCGCCGUAUAUGGGCGGCGAUUUGCCCCCACUUCCGCCGUGUUACCUGGAGAUGAACGAGGUGAAAUGCACUCUCCCGGGUCUACCCGGCGGCGGUGUUAAUUUCCCGCCACAAAUAAUAUCUCCACCUUCUUAUAAUUACUACUUGGAGGAUAAGGAGACCAACACUAAUAACGCAUCCACGCUACUUCCGCCGCCUCCGGCGGCGGCCGGCAGUGGCCUGCCCCAAUUGCCGCCGCCGUAUUGUAUGGAGGAGAAGGAGGCGGCGGCGGCCGGCAGUAGUAGUAUUAACCAAUAUCAACUCACAAAUCAGAUAACAAGGUUCAGCUAG
Molecule: messenger RNA, 1275 nt
Organism: Ipomoea triloba (trilobed morning glory)
Lineage: Eukaryota; Viridiplantae; Streptophyta; Magnoliopsida; Solanales; Convolvulaceae
Product: agamous-like MADS-box protein AGL8 homolog
Exons: 1
Coding region: 1-1275 (424 amino acids)
Biological process (GO): positive regulation of transcription by RNA polymerase II
Molecular function (GO): protein dimerization activity; RNA polymerase II cis-regulatory region sequence-specific DNA binding; DNA-binding transcription factor activity, RNA polymerase II-specific
Source: RefSeq, a predicted model, not a curated record